AUGUCUAGCGAAAGUGAAAGUCAAAAUAAAUCAUCGCCUUCGGUAGAAACGACGACGACACCAUCUCAGGAAAUAAUUGCUAUAAAAUGUUGUACAUGUGAAUCAGUAAUUCACGAUGGUGAAACUAGACUUACAUGUAAGAACAUGAAAUGUAACAAACGGACUUGCAAUACGUGCAUAAAUGUGAUGUUAGAAAUAAUGUUUGCUCAACCUAUUUUCAAUUAUCCAUUACCAUGUGGUUCAUGUCAAUAUCCGUUCGAUCCAAUAGAAAUUGAUCGAAUAUUUAUGAAACAAGAAAACUAUGAAAAAUUCAUAGCAUGUGUUCUUCCUUUAUUUUGGUCAAAGGAUUGUCUUGGAGAAAAUGAAAGAUUAGCACAAUGCAAGCCCAUUUUGUCCUUAUCUUGA
Rotaria socialis is the source of this 405-nucleotide messenger RNA. The record is from the annotation of a GenBank genome assembly. Lineage: Eukaryota; Metazoa; Rotifera; Eurotatoria; Philodinida; Philodinidae.